CCUUCAGCGUUUUACAUCUAUGGAGCGCUUGGUAUUGUAUGGGCUUGCAUUUUUGCAUUUUUUGUGGCCAACUCGCCGGCACUCCACCGCAGUAUUUCGGACGAAGAACGAGAAUAUAUCGAAAGUAGUAAUUCUUAUAGUACCAGUGAAAACAAGAAAGUACCAACGCCGUGGCGAAAAAUUGCAACAUCGGUGCCCGUUUGGGCGGUUUUGGUACUGUCCUGUGGCAUAAGUUGGGGCGGUUUUACCCUUUUGACUGAAAUCCCCAGCUACAUGAGUAAUAUUAUGGGUUUCGAUAUCAAUUCUAAUAGUCAAUUAUCAGCCCUACCUUACGUCGCCAUGUUUUUAAUAGGUCUGGCAAGUGCUCCAGUCGCCGAUAGACUAAUUUCGAAAAAAAUCUUUACAAUUGGAACCACUAGAAAAAUUUUCAGUUUUUUGGGUACUCUAAUUCCGGCAGUAGCUUUAUUUAGCCUUGGCCUUAUCGACAGUUCGCAGAAAGACUUAGGUACCGUUUUACUAAUUCUUGCUGUCGGUUCUACUGGUUUAGGAUACUCCGGGUGUAUGGUAAAUUUAGUAGACUUGGCACCUAAUCAUGCUGGAACCUUGUUGGGUAUUACCAAUUGUACGGCUACGAUCUUUUCGAUUUUGGGGCCGUUAUCGGUCCAAUUUUUUGGCAGUGAUAAGAAAGAUCCGAUUUUGUGGAGGAAAGUGUUUUGGGUAGCUGCUGGGAUUUACAUCGGUUGUGGUAUAUUCUAUGCGAUAUUUUGUUCAGGGGAAUUACAAGAAUGGAAUGGCGGGGAAGAAAAAGAAGAGCAAAAAUCUAACAAGGGUGAAAGUGAAAAUAAAGAAAAAAGUCAUGUAGGAGUUUAAAAUAAUUCUGCUCGUCAGGAAAUAAAGUGACGCUUUAUUUCCGCAUUUGUGACUAAUAAUCUGGUACUGUAUUCCCUCGAGAAUAAAA
Messenger RNA from Tribolium madens (black flour beetle), 958 nucleotides. RefSeq names its product putative inorganic phosphate cotransporter. Gene Ontology annotation, biological process: monoatomic anion transport; transmembrane transport. The record is from RefSeq and is a predicted model, not a curated record. Gene Ontology annotation, cellular component: plasma membrane. The transcript has 4 exons. Gene Ontology annotation, molecular function: transmembrane transporter activity. The annotation marks the transcript as partial. NCBI's taxonomy places the organism in Eukaryota, Metazoa, Arthropoda, Insecta, Coleoptera, Tenebrionidae.